Molecule: messenger RNA, 3539 nt
Organism: Thermothelomyces thermophilus ATCC 42464
Lineage: Eukaryota; Fungi; Ascomycota; Sordariomycetes; Sordariales; Chaetomiaceae
Exons: 1
Coding region: 144-3482 (1112 amino acids)
Biological process (GO): RNA processing
Molecular function (GO): RNA binding; protein binding
Source: RefSeq, a predicted model, not a curated record
GACACGCAUCUCGACACAUCCGUCUCGGCUCCGGCACGCCAUUGCCAUUGCCAUCACCCAUCGCCCAUCGUCGCCAUUGCUACCGACAACGACCUCGCCGUCAUCAUCCGAUGCCUCGACUUUUUUAACACCACGCUGGCAACAUGGCGAACCCGGUGGGGGAGGAUAGCUGGGUCGAGUACGUCGACAACCAGCUGCGUGAGGCCACCGACCUUGAGAGCCGCGUGCGCGUCAUCGAGUCCUUCCGCCGCGCCACGCAAGCCGAGCCCGGCAGCCUCAAGGUAUGGAUGGCCUACUGCGAAUACUUCUGGUCGCUCUACACCGACUGCCACCCCGGCAGCGACGCCGGCUGGCCCCAAGAAGAGCAGCAGUUUGGUCGCGAGAAGUUCACCCUCGAUGCCGCUCUCCACCUGUGGCAGGAGGGCUACGAGGCGGUGCAGUACCGCCUCUCCGACAGCCACGAGCUCUGGAACCGAUGGGUGUCGCUCGAGAUGGAGCUGCUGCGGCGCACCGCGACCGAGGCUGGCGUACGCCGCAUCACCCACCUGUUCCGGAACCGUCUGGCCGUCCCCCACGCCGCCUGGGAUGCCACCUCCCAGAUGUUCUCGACCUUCCUCUCCGAAUACAACCGCCAUGCCUACGAAGCCGAGAUGCAGCAGGUGACGAGAAACGCAAAGACAGCCAAGCGGCUCUACGACCUGCGCGAUCCCUGGGAAACGAAGCUCGCUCUCGCCGUCAAGUCACACGAUACCGCCGCGCUCCGAUCGAUCAUGUCCGAGUAUCUCGACUGGGAGAUCCGGCUGACCAAGUCCAAGAAGGACGCGAGGGAUGUCGUCGUCAAUUUCCAGAUCUGCCUCGGCCUGUUUUCCCGAGCUCUGACCGGCGUCCUGGCUUCGGACGAGGACACUUGGCACAACUUUGUGGUCUUGAUCUCCACCACGCACACAGACCUCAAGAACGGCCGCUGCCAUAUUCCCGCCCACUUAGUGCCUAAUAAGCUUGACGUGCUGCAGCGUGCCGUGCGCCACGUACCCUGGUCCGGCGCGAUCUGGGCGCGGUACAUCUUGACAGCCGAAGAGGUUGGCCUGUCAUUCACCGACAUCGAGCGCAUCAAGCACGCCGCCACUGACAGCGCGCAACUGGACAGGGACGGCAUGUCUGGCGUGAUCGAGAUGUACUCGGCCUGGUGCGGCUACCUCAAGCGAUCGGCCAUGAAUCCCUGUGCGACCGAAGAAGCUGUCGAUGUCGCCGAGGUCGGGCUGCCCUCCGCCCUCGAGGAUGUCAAGCAUUGGGGGAGGCGCAAAUAUGGCGAGGCGUACCAGGGCGAUCCCGACUAUCGACUAGAAAGAAUACUGAUCCAGUUCCUGACCGAGCGGAAGGAGGACAUCGAGGGCGCACGCGCAGUGUGGGAAGAGCUAUCGCGCGUCGAGCUUCACGCCAACAACUACGACUUCUGGCUCAAUUGGUAUAUGUGGGAAAUGGUGGUAUUUGCUUCCGCGAGAAGCAAGGCGCGCAGCCCAACCCCCGCAACCAUGGCACAGGGCUUGCGAGUACCUACUUAUGCUACCCGCGUCUUCACGCGAGCGCUCAAGGUGCGGACUGUAGACUGGCCCGAGCGCCUUAUGGAGGUCUAUCUCAAGCACUGCAAUGACUACGAGUUGGCCGAGACCUUACGAGAGGCGCAAGACACCAUCUACAAGACGCGCAAAGGUGUGGCCAAACGCCGUGAGCGGGAGGCUGCCCAGGCGGCACAGGCGGCGCAAGCCGCACAAGCUGCUCAGCAGCAGGCCACACAGAUAGACCAGCCGAUGGCGGAUGCCACCGACGUGGACUCCUCGCCGGGCUCCAAGCGGAAACGCGAGGCCACGCCAGGAGAAGAUGAUAACGGCAAUAAACGGGCCCGGAGCGAGAGCCACGGCGAGGAGCUCAAGCGUGAUCGCGAGAACACGUCGGUCUGGGUGACCAACCUGCCCAAAGAUGCAACGCAGACAAAACUUAAGCAGUUCUUCCGCGGGUACGGCCACAUUAACAACAUUGAGCUUCAGAAACGGGACGAUUCCGCAAUCGCCUUGGUCGAACUGGGUUCGCCGGAGGACGCCAGGUCAGCGCUGGUGCGCGACGCCAAGUAUUUCGGCGACCAUGUCGUCCAGGUGACCCCGGCAACCGACUGUACUCUGUUCGUCACCAAUUACCCUCCCGAGGCUGACGAGCAAUACCUUCGCGACUUGUUCAAGAACUGCGGUGAGAUUUUCAGCAUCCGCUUCCCCAGCCUCAAGUACAACACGAGACGCCGCUUCUGCUACAUUACAUUCCGGGACCGCACCGCGGCGGCGGCAGCCACCCGUCUUGAUGGCAAACCGCUCGAGUCUGGCAAAUACAAACUCACCGCAAAAUUCUCGGAUCCCUUGGCCCGUCAACAACGCCAUGGCGCCCAGGCCGAGGAGCGGGAGCUCCAUAUCGUCAACUUACCGCGCAGCGCCUCCGAGGACGACGUCCGCGGCAUUUUCAACAAGGCAGGCCGUGUCACAAGCGUACGCAUUCCGCGCAACAUGGCCGGGCAAUCGCACGGUACAGCCUUCGUGGUCAUGGAGACAAAGGCCGAGGCGCAGGAGGCUAUCCGGACACUCGACAAGCUCAUCUUUGGCAACCACCCGAUCAAGGUCGAGCUCUCUCGCCCCCCGGCAAACAAGGUGACCGCUACCACCCGGGUGACGGACGGCGUCAUGCGUGAACAAACCGCAUCCCCGUCCCCGGAGCCCUCCAAUCCCCAAUCGCGGCCGACACCCUCGUCCCCGGGUGCGGCGGGAGCCAAACCCACUCCGGCUGAACUCGCUGCCCGCACCAUCGCCGUGCUCAAUGUACCCGAUACCAUGACCGACGCCCGGCUGCGCACCGUGCUCGCUUCGGCCUCUGGUCUCCAAGACCUGACCAAACUGGUGCUGCACCCGCAGCACGGCGGCGCGGUUCUCGAGUAUGCCACCCCCACCGCAGCUGGAAAAGCCGCCCUGGCCGUGGACGGGGUCGAGGUGGGUGAGGGCGGCCGGAAGUUGCGCACCGGCACCGUGGCGGAGCUGUUCAAGGCGAAAGCGGAGAAGAGAGUCGACCGCAUAGAUCUGCCUUCCGCGUCUCGGAGUGCCACGGGGGGGCAGGACGAAAUGCCGAAGAAGAACGCGGCCGCGGCCGGGUUGAUGCCGCCUCCGCCGGCCGUGGUCAGACGGCCUGCCGCAGGGGCGGGGAGAGGCGGGCCGAAAAGGUUGUUGGGCUUCGUGAAGUCGACGGAUGUCACCAAGAAGGCCGAAGGAGAUGCAGAGGGGCUGACCAAUGGGGUGAAGAGCCCGGAGAAGGACCAAGGUGGGAGGAAGAGCAAUGAGGAUUUCAAAAGGAUGUUUUUGGGCGGCAGUGGGGACACCAAUAAUAAGGAUGCGGCUGCUCCCGACAGUGAUGCCCACGCAGACAAGGUUGAAACUAAGGUGGAGGGUUAAUGGGAGCAUGACAGCAUAGGGGGGAAGACCGGCUUCCCCUCCUGCUACUAAGUUAUC